AUGAGCUCCACCUACCGUGGUCCUUCCCCACCAGCACCGCACCAUCCUCCCCCGCUUGAGCUUUCCCCUGCUUUAUCGCGUGUCUGGACCACGCCCUGUUUCCCUCCUCGCCAAGUCUUCUCCAACAUCCCUUUUCUUCUUCCUCUACAAGCAAACGAGAGAAACCCCCACAGCACCGCCGCUCCUCCACGGCGCCCCAUCGACUCAGGCCUCCCCUCGCCAUGCCGAGAGCACCAGGAGCUUCGCCUCGUCGCCACGAUCAUCCUCGUACAAGGAAUCGCCCCGGGACGCCUCAAAUCGCCGCCGUUUUCGCCAAUCCCUUCUCCGAACCCGGCGCGCUCCGGCGAGAAAUCAGCCGCCGUUCGUCCUCCUCCGCCUUCCUCGACCUCGCCGUCGCCUUCACGAUGUCCGCCGCCGCCACUCUCCGGCGACUCCCUCCUGGCGGCGCCGCUUCCAGAUGGUUCACGCCGCCGAGCCGAAGCCGCGACGCCCUUCCUCGCUUCCUGGAACGCCGUCAAGCGCCCGCACGCGCGACGCCCUGCGGUGAUCACCGCCGCUCCCGCGACGCGCGCGGCAUCCCCCUUGCAGCCUUGGUUUGCCACGCUGGCGCCAACUCAGCAGCGCGGGUCCCUCCUGUCAGCCGCUCGGGCUAGCCAGCCCCUCGUAGGUUUUCUGGAAAACCCCCUGGACCUCCUGCAAACCAAGCCGGGGCCCUCUGCUUGGUCAGCUGCCGUGUCAGCGCCCCUGGGCCCGCUCGUCAGCCCCUGUGGCUGGAACCUCUUCGGUAUAAAACAGUUUCCCCUUUUCCUGUCUUUCUGA
This is a messenger RNA of Lolium perenne, 819 nucleotides long. The record is from RefSeq and is a predicted model, not a curated record. Lineage: Eukaryota; Viridiplantae; Streptophyta; Magnoliopsida; Poales; Poaceae.